AAUUGUGGGAGGAGGGCUCGGGCCCCUCUAGAGACACCCUUUAGUGUUGGGACUCCAGGAGCCAGUCUUCCUUCUGGCAGAGGGACAUUGGGUUGUGGCAUUUCUCCAGCUGCUCCCCAGCGAGAAGAGGACCCUCCUGGGACCUAUAGGCCUAGCCUUUGACCCCGGGGACACCUAGCCCAGCCUGCCCCAGAGCUGACAAGUCAGAGGCAGCAAAUUUUUAACUAGACACAUUGAUCAUUAAUAGGGGUAGGAAGGGAUCCAAACUCAGCCUCCCUUAGGGACAGAGACUAGCUGGGCCUCAGGUCUCCUGUGGAGAUGCUAGGCCCCCGAAUCUGGUCCUCUGUGAGGCAGGGGCUGAGCAGGGCCUUGUCUAGGAAUGUGGGGGGCCAAGCCUCAGGGGAGGGGAGGAAGGUGGACAUCGCAGGCAUCUACCCCCCAGUGACCACCCCCUUCACUGCCACCUCAGAAGUGGACUACGGGAAACUGGAGGAGAAUCUGCAUAAACUGGGCACCUUCCCCUUCAGAGGCUUUGUGGUCCAGGGCUCCAAUGGCGAGUUCCCUUUCCUGACCAGCAGCGAGCGCUUGGAGGUGGUGAGCCGCGUGCGCCAGGCCAUGCCCAAGGACAAGCUCCUGCUAGCUGGCUCUGGCUGCGAGUCUACUCAAGCCACAGUGGAGAUGACGGUGAGCAUGGCCCAGGUCGGGGCUGACGUCGCCAUGGUGGUGACCCCUUGCUACUAUCGUGCGCGCAUGAGCAGCGCUGCCCUCAUUCACCACUACACCAAGGUCGCUGACCUCUCUCCAAUUCCUGUGGUGCUGUACAACGUCCCAGCCAACACAGGGCUGGACCUGCCUGUGGACACGGUGGUCACGCUUUCCCAGCAUCCGAAUAUCAUUGGCAUCAAGGACAGUGGCGGUGAUGUGACCAGAAUCGGGCUGAUGAUUCACAAGACCAGGAGGCAGGAUUUCCAGGUGUUGGCUGGAUCAGCUGGCUUCCUGCUGGCCAGCUACGCUGUGGGUGCUGUGGGCGGCGUGUGUGCCCUGGCCAAUGUCCUGGGGGCUCAGGUGUGCCAACUGGAGCGACUCUGCCUCACAGGACAAUGGGAAGAUGCUCAGAAGCUACAACACCGCCUCAUCGAGCCAAACACUGCGGUGACCCGGCGCUUCGGGAUCCCAGGGCUGAAGAAAACCAUGGACUGGUUUGGCUACUACGGAGGCCCCUGUCGGGCCCCCUUGCAGGAGCUCAGCGCUGCUGAGGAGGAGGCACUGCGCAUGGAUUUCACCAACAAUGGCUGGCUCUGAGGGCAAGAAGGGGACAGGCGGGAGCCCAUCUCAGCCCAGAGGAACAUGGGGACAAGAGAGUUUGAGGCUUCUUCUCCGACUUUGGUCUUCAGGCGCCUCUUGCCAGGUGCCAUGCAUGCUCAUUUCCUGUUCUCACAUCCCAUGACUUCUCAAAUUUGUAUCCUAAACUCUGGGUCUCUAGAGACCUUCAGUCUGGGCAGGAGAGCUUGUUUACUGUCUCUCUUCCAUGGUUUCCUAUGCCCCAAGACACAUGAGCCAGCAGCCUGAGGGGAGGGCACGGGCAGCUGGGCACAGGAGGGCUAUGUGCCUGAAGGGAGGACUACGUAGACUUGGGGAUACAAACCCGAUUCUAGCACAUGCAGGGGAAGCAGGGCUACUCUAAGAACCCAAGUUCUGACUCUUUCCAGGGGAUGUGAUCAGAAAAAUGUCACUUGCCUCUGAAAGGCCCCCAAGAUGCAUUCCAGCCACAGUGCCCUUUCCUAAAUCCAUUUUGAUGAUCUCAUAUUUUUGUCUCUAGCUUUGAUCUCAAUGGCAAAUGCACAGAGACAACCCAGAAAUGGUAAAUAGUGACACCUAGUGGAUAAAUGUUACAUUCUAGAGACUAGAGACUAUUGUCAA
This is a messenger RNA of Molossus molossus (Pallas's mastiff bat), 1920 nucleotides long. It is a transcript of the gene HOGA1, whose product is annotated as 4-hydroxy-2-oxoglutarate aldolase 1. The record is from RefSeq and is a predicted model, not a curated record. The transcript is spliced from 7 exons. NCBI's taxonomy places the organism in Eukaryota, Metazoa, Chordata, Mammalia, Chiroptera, Molossidae. Gene Ontology annotation, molecular function: N-acetylneuraminate lyase activity; 4-hydroxy-tetrahydrodipicolinate synthase activity. Gene Ontology annotation, biological process: N-acetylneuraminate catabolic process. Bases 319 to 1302 code for a protein of 327 amino acids.